Molecule: messenger RNA, 1557 nt
Organism: Penicillium chermesinum
Lineage: Eukaryota; Fungi; Ascomycota; Eurotiomycetes; Eurotiales; Aspergillaceae
Product: 3-oxoacid CoA-transferase
Exons: 2
Coding region: 1-1557 (518 amino acids)
Biological process (GO): ketone body catabolic process
Molecular function (GO): succinyl-CoA:3-oxo-acid CoA-transferase activity
Source: RefSeq, a predicted model, not a curated record
AUGCCUUCCCAAGUAGCAACAUGCCUGCGCGCUGCGCGGCAAAUUUCUGCGGGCACUGCGAAGCACCAGCGAUUCCUUGCACGCGCAUUCUCCAGCUCCGUCCGCCGCGCCGCCAUCAACAAGGUCCUCCCAUCCGCCGAGGAGGCCAUCAAGGACAUGAAGUCGAACUCCACUCUGCUGGCCGGAGGAUUUGGCCUCUCUGGUGUGCCUGAUACUCUGAUCAAUGCUGUCCGUGCGAAUCCGUCUAUCACCGGCUUAACAGCCGUCAGCAACAACGCUGGUGUCGACGGCUCCGGCUUGGGCCUCCUGCUCCAAUCCAAGCAGAUCAAGAAGAUGAUCGCCAGCUACGUCGGAGAGAACAAGACCUUCGAGCGCAUGUACCUCACCGGCGAGAUUGAGCUCGAGCUCACCCCCCAAGGAACUCUUGCCGAGCGAUGCCGAUCUGGCGGCGCUGGUAUCCCUGCGUUCUAUACUCCCGCCGCCUUCGGGACAGUCGUGCAGACCGGCGACCUGCCCCUACGGCACAACAGCGACGGUACUGUCCAGCUAUACAGCCAGCCGCGCGAUGUCAAGGUGUUUGACGGUAAGAGUUACGUGAUGGAGGAGGCCAUCAAGGGCGACUACGCCUUCGUCAAAGCGUGGAAGGCCGACAAGCUGGGUAACUGCCAGUUCCGCUACGCGGCAGCCAACUUCAACGGCGCCAUGGGCCGCAAUGCCAAGAUGACCAUCGUCGAGGCCGAGCACAUCGUGGAGCCUGGCGAGAUCGACCCGGCGGCUAUUCACUUGCCGGGUAUCUACGUCAAGCGCGUGAUCCAGAGCACAACCGAGAAGCAGAUCGAGAAGUACACCUUCGCCAAGGAGGAAGGGGCGGACACCUCUGCAUUGGGCCAGGGAGAGACUGCCAACAAGCGCGAGCGUAUUGUGCGCCGUGCGGCAAAGGAGUUCAAGAAUGGCAUGUACGCGAACCUGGGAAUCGGCAUGCCCAUGCUGGCUCCUAACUUCGUGGACUCCUCUGUCGAGGUGACUCUCCAGUCGGAGAACGGUAUCCUUGGACUGGGCCCUUACCCCAAGAAGGGUCAGGAGGACCCCGAUUUGAUCAACGCCGGAAAGGAGACUGUCACCCUGAAGCCCGGUGCUGCGGUCUUCGGAAGUGACGAGUCUUUCGGCAUGAUCCGCUCCGGUCGUAUCGAUCUGACCAUUCUUGGUGCCAUGCAGGUUAGCGCUAAGGGCGAUUUGGCCAACUGGAUGCUUCCUGGCAAGAUCAAGGGCUUUGGUGGUGCCAUGGACUUGGUGUCCAACCCAUCCGCGACCAAGGUUGUUGUGACGAUGGAGCACACCGAUAAGAAGGGCAACCCUAAGAUCGUCAAGCAGUGCGAGUUCCCCUUGACCGGCCCUGCUUGUGUCAGCCGAAUUAUCACUGACCUGUGUGUCUUUGAUGUCGACUUCACUGAUGGUCUGACUUUGAUCGAAAUCGCUGACGGUGUGACUGUGGAAGAGGUCAAGGCUAAGACCGAGGCUCCUUUCAAGGUCGCGGAUGAUCUGAAGCCUAUGCUGUGA